Molecule: messenger RNA, 1217 nt
Organism: Anoplopoma fimbria (sablefish)
Lineage: Eukaryota; Metazoa; Chordata; Actinopteri; Perciformes; Anoplopomatidae
Gene: atp6v1e1a
Product: ATPase H+ transporting V1 subunit E1a
Exons: 9
Coding region: 146-826 (226 amino acids)
Biological process (GO): proton transmembrane transport
Cellular component (GO): proton-transporting two-sector ATPase complex, catalytic domain
Molecular function (GO): proton-transporting ATPase activity, rotational mechanism
Source: RefSeq, a predicted model, not a curated record
CUUUAUUGCACAAGAGGAGACGCAUGUUGUCCCAACUGUUUCUGUCUAACUGUUUCUGUCUAACUGGACUGUCCAAGUGAUCGAGGAGACUUGUGUUUUUUUUUUCCUACAGUCUUUUAAUAAACAUAAUUAUUUAAGGACAAACAUGGCGCUUACAGAUGCUGACGUGCAGAAACAGAUCAAGCACAUGAUGGGCUUCAUUGAACAAGAGGCCAGUGAGAAAGUUGAGGAAAUCGAUGCUAAGGCGGAGGAAGAGUUCAACAUCGAGAAGGGGCGUCUGGUUCAGACUCAGAGGGUGAAAAUCAUGGGACACUAUGAGAAGAAGGAAAAGCAGAUUGAUCAACAUAAGAAAAUCCGGAUGUCCAACCUGAUGAACCAGGCGAGGCUAAAGGUGCUGAACGCCCGCAACGACAUGAUCACGGAUUUGUUGAAUGAGGCUCGUCAAAGACUUGCAGAGAUUGCCAAGGACCCUGCUAGAUACUCUGCCUUACUGGAGGGCCUGGUGCUUCAGGGUUUCUAUCAACUGCUGGAACCUAAAGUUACCAUUCGAUGCCGACAGCAGGAUGUAGAAAUGGUUCAGGCUGCAGUUAAUAAGAACAUCCCUAUUUACAAAGAGGCAGUGAAGAGCAACAUAGUCGUCAAAAUUGACCAGGAACGCUUUCUUCAUUCAGACAUCUGCGGAGGGAUUGAAGUAUAUAAUGACAACGGGAAGAUCAAGGUUUCCAACACUUUGGAGAACAGGCUUGAGCUGACGGCACAACAGAUGAUGCCUGAAAUUAGACAGGACUUGUUUGGAGCCAAUCCAAACCGCAAGUUCACGGAUUAACAGCGGAUUCAAAGAGAGCAGUGUGGACACAGGUGGUAAAUACUGUAUAAGGUGACCAAAGACCUUUAUCAUACUGAGCACGAGUCUGCACAAUCACUCACCAUUCACUUACUGGGAUGCUACUGAUGUGUUGAUAUAUCUUUUUUACUUUUGCACUAAUUGACUGCGUAAUAAUUCACAAGUGCACUUUUAUUUAUGUGUAAGUGCCUUAUAUUGUACCUCUCCAGAUGAUUUCUAAAGGACUGCAUUCAAUUGCAAUGUAAAUGUAUUCCUUCUUUAAAACAGUUUUACUGCGUGUGCAUGCGGACAGCGAAAGGAUGUUUACCAUUACCCUGAGGCACUUAGCAUACAAAAGCCAAAUUAAUAAAUAAAUGUGUGUGACACUGACAAA